Dinoponera quadriceps is the source of this 5148-nucleotide messenger RNA. Its product is annotated as guanine nucleotide exchange factor DBS-like. Gene Ontology annotation, biological process: intracellular signal transduction. The record is from RefSeq and is a predicted model, not a curated record. Lineage: Eukaryota; Metazoa; Arthropoda; Insecta; Hymenoptera; Formicidae. Gene Ontology annotation, molecular function: guanyl-nucleotide exchange factor activity; protein binding. The transcript has 16 exons. The coding region runs from base 544 to 3600 and encodes 1018 amino acids. Gene Ontology annotation, cellular component: cytoplasm.
UAAUUAUAUAUAAAAUUUAGAAAUUAUUUAUUGAUAAAUGAUUUUUGAUAUUUUUUCUUUUCUAAAAACGCCUAUAUCAAAAGUUUUGUUUCUAACGCGGAUUAAUACACGAGAGAACACCCAUGGACUGUUAUCAGUUUGAAAAAUGUUAAGAUUAAAAUGAGUGAUUUUGUCUCACGAGAUUCGCGUUAUAAUUAAAUCGUAUUCUCCCGUUUGAGAGCCUCUUGGUUUACAGUUAUAUCAGCAAUAUUGUGGGUACAGCAGGGAACUGUUUCAGCCUGGUCGCAUCAGCAAGGUCAUGUGAGUGCAACCUCUGAUCAGGUACUCACAUUCAGUACACCAGUGAGAUCUGAGCCGUGCAUUCACAGUAAACAUUGCAUAAGAGAUUGUCAACGGAAAUCGUUAAAUCACCGGAGGGUCUUAAUAUAAUAAUACAACAUCACGAUACCUCUAGUGAAGUGUAUUUCAUUUUAAUUAUAGUGCAGAGGGCAGUGCGGUUUUUAAUUCUAACAGGAAAACCCGAUACGCGAAGAUGUAGAGAGUAUGACAGGCGAGAUAGAAAAUGGAGAUUUGGCAGUACGAGACGUCGCAGAUCUCCUCCAGGCGCAAUACGCUAUUAUCGCUGGAGGAAAAACACGAGAGGGUUGUCCUAUAAUCACGUUUCCGGACAAUGGCAAUUUUCAUAACUUGACCGAUUUGGAUUACCAGCGUCUCAUGCUCUACCUUACUUCUGUGCCGACGUUGCAAGAAGCUGAUCUCGGCUUUCAUUUGAUAAUCGACCGAAGGAACGACAAGUGGAAUUCGGUGAAGACGGUCCUCUUAAAAAUAUCCGCUUUUUUCCCCGGUCUGGUGCACGUCGCAUACGUGUUGCGACCCGCCGGGUUCUUACAGAAAGCCAUUUCGGAGGUGUCAAAUAAAUUGUUCAGGGAGGACUUCAAGUUCAGGGUCAUAUUCCUGGCUAACGUCGCCGAGCUUCACGACUUCAUCGAGAAGGAUCAACUCACCGAGCCGCUAGGCGGCGACCUACCAUAUUGCCACCACACUUGGAUACAGAAUAGAAUCAGCCUGGAAAAGUUCUCAUCAAUGACGCAGGACGUGUCUCUCGCAUUGGAUUCCUUCACGCGACGUCUCGCUGAAGUGGAAUUCCCGAACAACACCAUCGCCACGACCACGUUAUUGUCGCAGCAGCAGGCCGAGUAUAACGAGCUGAAGGAGGAGAUACUUAGCGCUGCCAGGCACGGCGAAGCCCUCCUGGAUAGCGUGCGCCAGUUGACCGGGAAAGGAACUGCUGACAGAUUGGGCAAUGUUGCCGCGGUAGAAAGAUUACUCGUCCAGCUGGAGGAAACCGAGCGAACCUUCGACUUAUUCUGGUCGCACCACAGCUCGCGUUUGCGACACUGCCUGGCUCUGAGGCAGUUCGAGCAAGAUUUCCGAGAGUUGCAAGCGACGCUGGAUCAACACUUGAAGACGGCGGAGGAAAUGACGGAAGUCGGCGAGACGCAAGCGAGAGUAGAGCAAUUGCUGUGUGACACCUCGGCUUUCCAGCGAAUAUGCAGAGGAGACAUAGACCGCGCGGAGGAGGUGAUAUCCGCCGGUCAACAGCUAUUGUCCGGCAGGCAUCAGUGCCCGGCGGAUGUUGUGGAGCCCAAGUGCGUGGAGCUGCAGAGAGUUUGCACGAUUCUCAGUCAGAGACUGGAGAGACGACUGCACAUGCUGACCAAGUGCAGAGAGCUCAUGGAGCGUAUAGACAAGGCCAACACUUGGUGCACGCGAGGGAUAGAAUUGCUCGCGUCGCAGAACAGCACCACACCGCCGGAUCAGGCGCUCCAGGAGCUGCAGCAGUUGAUCGAGGCCGCGGAGGAGUUCCACCAUCCCCGGUGUAUCUUCCAGGACUCCGUGAUGCCGGAAACCAAGGCGCUUAUUACGCAGGUUCUGCAAAGGAUAGAGGACGUGUCCAUGAUGUGCGACAAAAGGAUAAUGGCACUAAAGCAGCAGUUGAUCAAACCAGCCAGGCCGGUGCAAACCGUCACGCCAGAACCAGUCAAACCCUUGCAAUCACUGCCUCAAUCCGCGAAACCUGGCAGAGUUCUCAAGAAAGCCAACACCAUGCCAAAGAUGGAGAUGAGUCCUAUAGAGGGAGAAUCCUCGUCGCCGGAGAGCGAGCCACGGGACGUUGAAGCCUUGCGCUUGAAGCGCGGCCACGUCCUGGCGGAGCUCGUGGAGACCGAGCGGAUCUACGUCGCCGAGCUCGGCUCGAUAAUCAAAGGCUACAAGAUGGAGAUGACGAACGAGGCGAUGUCGCAUCUGAUACCCGCGGCGCUGGUCGGCAAGGCGGAUGUUCUGUUCGGUAAUUUAGAAGAUAUCUAUCUUUUUCACGGGGAGACCUUCCUGAGGGACCUGGAGAACUGCAUCUCGAACACUGAGCUCGUCGCCCUGUGCUUUGUCCAAAGGCGCGAGAUGUUCUUUCGACUGUACAGUUAUUAUUGUCAAAAUAUCCCGCGCUCGGAGCGGCUGCGCGAGCAGAUACAAGGCGAGCCGCAGUUUCUCGCGGCCUGCCAGCAGAGACUCGGCCACAAGCUGCCGCUCGCUGCCUACCUCCUCAAGCCAGUCCAGCGUAUUACCAAGUACCAGUUGUUGUUGAAGGAUCUGUUAAAGUAUAGCGACGAGCCGUCGUGCUGCACCGAGCUGCAGGAGGCGUUGGACUGUAUGCUGGUCGUGUUGAAGUGCGUCAACGACAGCAUGCAUCAGACCGCAAUAACGGGUUUCGGAGGAGACCUGACCGCACAGGGUGAAUUGUUGUUGCAAGGCUCGUUCAGCGUUUGGAGCAGCAGCAAGCGGGAGCGGCUGCUGCGACUGAAACCGUCUCAGCGACAUAUUUUCUUAUACGAGAAGGCUCUGAUAUUUUGUAAGCACAGCAAGCCUCAAGCUCACAACAAAGCCACGUAUCAUUUUAAGAGAUAUUUGAAGAUGUCGCAGAUCGGCCUGACGGAAUCGGUGAAGGGCGACGCCAGGCGAUUCGAGAUAUGGCUGCAGGGCAGAGCAGAAGUGCACACGAUACAGGCGCCCAGUAUCGACGUCAAGCAGUCCUGGGUGCGCCAGAUCAAAGGCGUCCUGAUGUCCCAGCUGGCUGAGCUCAAGGGCAAGCAGAACUCGGCUCUCGGCAAGUCGAAUCACAAACCGCUGCGACAGACGAUCUCGUGGGAGGCGAGCAGCAUAUCGGGCUCCCUGCGGACGCUGUCCGUCGACGGCAAUAGUGUUAUCUCGCAUAUGCCCGACGUGUCGCAGUCCACGGAGGACGACGCAGCAUGGAGCUCGGAGAACAGCAACACAGACGAGGAGGACGCGUUUGCCGACAGUCCGGGACCCGCACCCGGCGGCAGGUACGUGGCGUUGGCUGAUUACUGCGCGGUGGGUCAGUCGGAGGUGACGAUGCGCGAGGGCGACACGCUGGAACUCCUCAAGGUGGGCUGCGCCGGCUGGUGGUUCGUGAAGUUGGUCGGCACCGGUGUGGAGGGUUGGGCGCCGGCGGCCUACCUCGAGCCGAUCAGUCGUAAGACGUCCCGCAGCUCGCAGUCGGUCAACAGUCAGGAGACCAUAUGAAACAGGCGACUAACACACUAGAGAGCCCGCUAGUGUGUUAGGUUUUCGAUACACAUCUCGUCCCACGAAAGAGAGAGAGAGAAUGAACAGGAAGAAGAGGAGAGGAGGAGUCGUGGAAGUCAUCAUCAUGCCGGCGAAAUUCACUGAAGAGGCUCGUCGUCAUCGAUGAAAGAGAAAGGCGAGAGAGAGACGAGAGAGUCGGCCGGCGAUGUGUCGGCGACGGCAUUUUUUGGAAAUCUUUUACAGCAUUCGCACGACGUUGAGUUUCGCGUCAUCCUGCGUAUCUUUACUUGUACAACACAGCGUAUACACGUAUAUACAAUGUCCGAGCGACGCUUUUACAUUUUGCGACGCGACACGAGCGUCGAAUUGAACGACGGGCCAAGAUUUUUACGUUUGUGCGAAUUUUAUACCGACGCGCGCAUAUACGGAGAGGCGAAACGGGACGGAGAGGAAAAGCUUCGUGGUUUCACUAGUGAUCUUUAUACUGUAUAUUCUGGAAUGCCAGGUGCCGCGUUAAGAAACCAGUCACCGAAGGGAUAGGUGGAUCAAGUAUUAUUUGUCUCUCUAUUUCGUGAUUUCUCGACGAUUGGUCGACGAUUUUUCCGUGAUCUUUUCUAAACAUCCGCAUGUACUUUGUUGGUUGCAAAAAGUGAUAUUUGAAUAGUAUUGUUCGUAAUUUUACAACUUUUUUAUGAUACAGGAUUUUGCCAACUAUUGCUUGUCUUUUUCUUUUCCAAUAAUAUAUUUUUACUAAUUACGGGGGUUACGAGUGCGAUAUUUCGAAUAAGCUGAUGUCUUCAAUUCGAAUAGUACGAAAGUAGAGAAAGAUAAUACUGGACGGAGCGUGAAAUCGAUAUCUACCAAUCACGCGCGAAGAUUGCUCGUGCGCGCGCGUAAAACCUUAUCCCGGUGCGUCGUCACAAAGCUAUGAGUACCUCGCAUUCCAUUAUAGAAUUUCACUUAGUAACACAAGUCGACACAUGAAUCCUUUCGUCUUUGCUUUAUAUUCAAUGAGUAACCAAGAUGGAAUGAUGCUUGUAUCGGCUCGUCUAAAACGUGAUCCACAAUGGGCAAUAGGAGUAUGUUUGUAAGAAGUAAAAGUGAGAGAUCAUUCAAUCAUAGUCGAUCGUUCUCCUUACAUUCGAUUGGUCAAUUGAUUGGUCAAUUUCUUAUUCCUACUUCUUACAAACAUAUUCCUACCGCCCACUGUAGGCCACGUUUAACUAAAUAGAAAGCGCCCAGUGCAGAGCUCACUGUGCUUCACGAUCGCGUUCAGGCUUGGGACGAGCCCUCUCGUGGCGCGGAGAACGCGGCGCAGAUGGCAUUUACUGAAUUGUACAAAAUACGUAGCGUCGAACCGAGUAUCGAGGAAGGUACGCGUGAACGACUCAGGAGACCUCGCGGUCUCGAUCACUACUCCUCUGCUACGGAGAAUAUUAUACAAGUUUCUACACGACGUUAGCGCACGCUACGAUCGAGAACCAGGGGAGGAGAGGCUGGAGUUACACAUGACGUGUGACGUCAGACUGACAGUGCCGCCCCCCC